CAAAAAUGGCGACAGAAAAUUUGGAGACGAAAGUAAAUUCAAUCGUGAUUGAUGAGACAAAACCAGUGGCAAACUCAACCCAUGAUCACAUCGAAACAUUUUCCAUAAGAUGGGGCUUUGAUCUGGAGGAAUUAUACAAACUAGCAUUAACGUUUUAUAAAGAAAAGGAUGGCAAAGCGAUUCAUCUAACAUAUAAAGACAAGUUAAAACUAGUUGCCUUCACGAAGCAAGUGUCUCAUGGCAAGUACAGAACAGAUGCAUCCCCUGAAGUAGGCUUUCUUGAUGUUGUCGGCAAUGAUAGGCGGCAAGCUUGGCAAGAGCUGGGUGAUAUGUCCAGAGAGAGUGCAAUGACUGAGUUUGUAAAAGUCCUCAACUCCGUGUGUCCACUAUUUAAACCUUAUAUCCAAGCUCAUAAAACCGAACAAGAAGAAUUAGAGAGGAUACGAAAAGAAGAGGAGGAGCGGAUACGUAGGGAGCAGGAAGAGGAGAAACAGAGAAGUGUUUUAGAGGAGGAAACUAAAGCAAGAGAACAACAGGAAAAAGUCAAACAGAGUCAGCAAGAGUCUCAAAUAAGAGCAGCAUUGAAUCAACAGACAGCCAUACAUUUUAAACAGUAUGCAGAACAACAAUUUCCUAAUAAUACAGAACAGCAAGACAGUUUGAUAACUCAGCUCCAGGAGCAGCACUAUCAGCAGUACAUGCAGCAAGUCUAUCAGCAACAACUUCUACAUCAACAGGAACAGUACAAACAACUACAGGCAAUGCAAGAGGGAGGUGACUCAGCAUUGAACACAGAAAAUGCUGUAAAGAAGAAGGCUCCUAAGACAACUGAUGAGAAUGGAGUAAAUGAUGGUGAGGAGGCUGAUGAUGAGGAAGAUGAAGAGGAACUUAGUGAAAACGGUAUGCCUCCAAUCGCUGCAGCCUCAAUGUGGACGCGAAAAGAUCUUAGUGAAUUCAAGAAUAAUCUCCAAAAAGAUAAGGAUUCUGUUAUAAAAGUGGGCUCUGGCGAAACAGUCACUGUGAGGGUCCCAACUCAUGAAGAUGGCACAUGCCUUUUCUGGGAGUUCGCCACAGAUAGCUACGAUAUUGGCUUUGGUGUGUAUUUCGAAUGGACAGUGUCGCCUAGCAACCAGGUCAGCGUACAUGUCAGUGAGAGCAGUGAUGAAGAAGAUGUAGAAGAUGAAGAAACGAAGAAAAAAGGAGACUUAGAAUCUGGUUCGAAUUCCAAGCAGGAUAAUAAACCCCCGACAGAUGAAAUUAUUCCCAUAUAUAGACGUGACUGUCAUGAAGAAGUGUAUUGUGGAAGUCACAUGUACCCGGGUCGAGGAGUAUAUUUGCUCAAGUUUGACAAUUCAUACUCUUUAUGGCGUGGGAAAACAUUAUAUUAUAGAGUAUAUUACACCAGAUAGAGGAUGAGCAAAAAUCAACGAUAUAGGCGCUAUUUAUUGUAACAAAAAUAUAUAUGGUUAAAGUGUCAAGAAAGAUGGAUUUAUAUGGACAUAUCAAGAAUGAUAUUUCUCGGUGGUUACGUUUCGUAUGCAAUAUAAAUGUUAUAAUAUAAAAUCUACAAGGAAAGAUAACAGAAAUGUUGUCAAAUUGUGUAGAAAUACAAGUUGG
Messenger RNA from Owenia fusiformis, 1617 nucleotides. NCBI's taxonomy places the organism in Eukaryota, Metazoa, Annelida, Polychaeta, Sabellida, Oweniidae. The record is from the annotation of a GenBank genome assembly.